AUGACAGGGUGUGAAAUGUCGCGGGAGAAGAAUGACAGACACGCAGAUGGUAACAACAAGCCGAGCGGGGCCCCGCAAUCCCCGCAACGGGCCACGGAGUCGCACAACUACACCUUUCCAACAAGUGAAGCCCAGAGGGCCGUUUAUGAUUAUCUAAAGAAAGUAAAACCCAUCGCAGAACUAAAUCAACCAACGGAGGUUCAAACGUAUACGGAGGCCUCCGUAAAAGAUGUCCUACACCCACUUAUUGAGAGCCAUAAUAUAAUCAUGGUAGCGGGGGCAUUUUUUGGUGAUGAGGGAAAGGGAAAGACAGUGGACGCUGUUUCGCAUCACCCAGGGUGUACAUGUAUUGCACGUGUGAAUAGUGGUGAAAAUGCUGGACACACUGUAUAUGAUGAUAUGGGACGUAAAUUUGUUUUUAAUCUUGCACCAUCUGGUCUUCUUACACCAGGAAAACGUAACUAUGUGGGACCAGAGUGUGUAAUGGACCCGAUUAGUUUCAUGGAGAUGGAGGUGAGUCAACUCAUUGCGGCAAAAGUCUCCUAUCAAGAUCGGUUGUUUAUUGGCAAUGUAAUGAUUGUAACACCAUACCACAAAUUGCUUGACCUGCUCGCCUCAGCACCGAACUCUUCUACAUUAAAGGGAAUGGCCCCCGUACAUGCAUCUAAAGUAACAAAGCGUGGUAUUCGCCUUGAUCACAUCUUUGAUGACCCAGAGGUGAUGCGUCGACGGUUGGCAAAGGAUAUGGAUACAUACUUUGGCUUUCUAAAGGUAAAGGGAUUAUCAGAUGCGGAUGUCCUUCGUCGAUGUGAAGAAGAAAACAGUGAUGGGGUACAACGUGUACCGCAGCAUGUGAUGGAUUUUGCCCAAGCCUCGGAUAAAGUGGAGUUCUUGAUUCAACUCUACACUGAACGGGUAAAGAAUAAUAAAGAAUUUCCAACAAGAUGUGAUGUAACACAUGAACUGCGUUCUGCAUUGGCUCGAGGAGAAAAGGUCUUAUUGGAAGGACCACAAUCCUAUUGGUUAAGUAAUGCCAGAGAGAAGUUCUGGGAGAGUACCACCUCCGCAGACACCACAGCGAGUGGAUUACUGGCAACAGCACAGUUUAACUUUCAGCGGUAUAACGCAUUGGUUAUUAAUGUACACAAAACACCUGGAAGCAGCCGUGUUGGUAUUGGAGCUAACCCAAGCAGUUUUGUCCCUCAGGACUAUUUUUCAGCACAAGGCAUUAAAACAUUAAAGGAUCUUCCUAAUAAUAUGUGUGUGGAUUUUGACAGUAUUCAACGAUUAUUCUUUACAAAGGCCUUCCACGCUGACAGUAAAGAAUUUAAUGGUAUUUGGGAACCACUGGAGUUUGAAGAUGCAAGCGGUAAGUACAACAUUGGAGUGGCUAUGGCUAUCGCCUCAUCACGACAUCAUGGUGAGUGCGGUGCAGUAACAAAGAAACCCCGCGUGUGCGGAUUUUUCGAUUGUGUAAUGCACUUUGAGGUAACUGCAGUGCAGGGACCGUACCUUUCCAUCUCCGCCCUUGACCGUGGUGAUGAUUACGAAAAGGUCGGUGUCACAAUUGCGUACAUCUAUUAUAAUCCCAAGAAGAGUGUUGUAAAUAAUAACGGGCGUUUAUAUCAGAAUGGGGAUAUUAUCCGAGCUGGAGAUGCCGUGCCUAGCGAGGCUGCACUUCACUAUUGCUAUCCCAUUGUAAAACUCAUUAAUGGAUGGAAGAGUACCCCAAUUGCAGCCUCUAAACGUAAAGAAGGUGAUCCAUUACCCCGUGGGGUCUGUGAAUUCAUCGCUACAGUCGAACACUUUACAAAAGCAAAGGUCAUUUCUAUUGGAAAUGGGCCAAUGGGUAAGGAUAUUAUAUAUAUCAAGCAGUAA
Molecule: messenger RNA, 1878 nt
Organism: Trypanosoma theileri
Lineage: Eukaryota; Euglenozoa; Kinetoplastea; Trypanosomatida; Trypanosomatidae
Product: adenylosuccinate synthetase
Exons: 1
Coding region: 1-1878 (625 amino acids)
Biological process (GO): IMP metabolic process; 'de novo' AMP biosynthetic process
Cellular component (GO): cytoplasm
Molecular function (GO): adenylosuccinate synthase activity; GTP binding
Source: RefSeq, a predicted model, not a curated record